AAUAAAACGACCGCGAUGCCCAAAGUCCUAUAUAGAUCUUACCGACUUGGCUUCCUCUUUCCCCUAUCUCCUGUUCAAUUGACCAGCCGCCUCCUCCUCCACCAUCCCUCUGGAAAGUUCCUCAUCUCCUCCGCCAUGGCCGGAGGUAACCUGUUCUCGAGGGCGCUGGGGUACGUCAUCAACGAGUUCAUCGUCGAGGGCCUCGCCAACAACCGUGCGUUCCAGAGGUUUGCUGUGAGGACCAACAAGACUAUUGAGGGUCUUACAUCUAAAGCUAAAGAAGUGAGGGAGGAGGUAUCGGAGCAAUGGAGGGAUGUUCACGGGCAUGAUGAUCAUUUCAAGCGGUGAUGCCCUGCACAUCUGUCGUCGGCCAAAGUAGUUGCAAACUGUAUAACCCUGCCAUUAGUUUUCCUGUCACUGUGAAAUUGGAAGUUAUGCUGCCCGAGAGACCUUUGUAUAGAAUCCGUAUGAUCUCGGUGUCUUUUCUUGAUUUUAAGUUCACGUAGAACAGACUGUGCCAAAUGGACUGCGCAUCCUACCUGUGGCAUUGUCCUUAGCUAAGCCUCAGUUUGAGCACUGUUAAUAAUAUGUAUCUGUGUUGAAUACGCCAAUCUCCACCAUCAUUUUGUUUUGAGUGGAUCCGAAUUCUGUUAGUAAUCUGAAAUGCUGCCCGAUCAUUUCUGAUUGUAUGGAAAUUGACACUGAGAUUUGCAUGGA
Molecule: messenger RNA, 717 nt
Organism: Brachypodium distachyon (stiff brome)
Lineage: Eukaryota; Viridiplantae; Streptophyta; Magnoliopsida; Poales; Poaceae
Exons: 4
Coding region: 16-348 (110 amino acids)
Source: RefSeq, a predicted model, not a curated record